AUGAACAAAUCGACCCUGGGGCCCAGCGUCAGCUUUUUGCCUGAUGAUUCCGGCUGCGUGAUUUGUGAGGGCCCCGCCCACGGCUUCCAUUUCGGUGUGCCCGCCUGCCGAGCUUGUGCCGCGUUCUUUCGAAGGAGCUACGUCCUUGGCCGAGACUACAAAUGCAGGAAACAAACCGGUCGCUGUAAUAUUUCCAAAGAUACUCGAUACCUCUGCCGUGGCUGUCGGCUCGAGAAGUGUAUCCGGUUGGGGAUGACGCCUGAAAAUGUGCAAUACGACAAGGAGACCGCACCAGCACCCCCAAAAAUGCGCCCACAAAAGGAUGAAAAGGGGGGGAGGCUCGUGGGAUUACCGGAAACGUCCGGAACCCCGGAGAAGCACUUCACGCCCUACUAUGCAAAAGAGGACCCACCAGAAGUUAAGGCUAAAACCUGUGCGGAAGUGGAUCGAAGGACCAAGCAGGUCGAGGAGAUUUUGAACGCAAAUCCGCCACCCCUGGAUACCCCAUUCCACUUGACGGCUCUCCAGAAGAUGUUGAUCGCGACGCAAAAGUUGCGCACCAACAUCAACCCCAAUCCGACGGUGAUGACACAAAUCACCCUCUUUAACGGAUUCCAUCGAUAUUGGGAAAGAAUGAUGGAAGGCUGGGCAAAGUGGAUGAUGCAUUGCGAUGAAUUCGCGCAAUUGGACCUCGACCAGAAGAGACUCAUCCUCAAAAACACGUGGUCCUCCCUGACCCGCCUCGACAGAAUCUCAAUUUCCAUUGAUGCCUUUGGUGAGGAGGCAGUCACGAAAAGGAAAUGCUACACUACAAAAGAUCACUGUAUCACACGGGAUACGGUAUUCGACACAUCCGCUGUCAGUACCCUCGAUAAUCAAGAGCUGUGCAGCUCGGUGGCUCCAGUUAUUGAGCAGCUUUUUGAAGAGGUGGCACGCCCAUAUCUCAACCUAAAAGUCACACAAUUUGAGUUUGUCUUCUUGGUGUCGUUGACGAUGUGGAAUGUUGAGACAUGGGGUGUCUCCGAGACGACGUUACGCACCGCAGAGUCAUUCCGCGAGCGAAUCUCGAACGAGCUACACGACUACUAUGUACACUCGAUGAAUGUGCCCAACUAUGCCGAUCGAUUGCUUUCCCUAAUCUCUAUCGCCAGGGCCAAUGAGAAAGUGCAACAAUCACGAGGGGAUCUGCUCCAGAUCUUCCGGCUAUUCGACCUGCUUCGCAUCGACUUCCCGCCCCACGAAUUGUUUGACUGGAAACGGAUG
Mesorhabditis spiculigera is the source of this 1263-nucleotide messenger RNA. NCBI's taxonomy places the organism in Eukaryota, Metazoa, Nematoda, Chromadorea, Rhabditida, Rhabditidae. The record is from the annotation of a GenBank genome assembly.